AUGGGGGGUGCCUCUGAUUCCUUCUUCUACCUCUUGCUGUCCCUCUGGGUUCAGGGUGCGGCUGCGACUGGCCUUGGCUUCACAAGAAGAGAUUUCCCACAGGAGUUCGUCUUUGGAGCUGGAACCUCGGCAUACCAAUAUGAGGGUGCUGUUGCUGAGGAUGGCAGGAGCCCAAGCAGUUGGGACACUUUCACUCACGCAGGCAAAAUGCCAGACAAAAGCACGGGAGAUGUUGCUGCAGAUGGGUACCACAAAUACAUGGAGGAUGUCAAGCACAUGUAUGAGACAGGCCUAGAGGCCUAUAGGUUCUCCAUCUCCUGGUCAAGGCUCAUUCCAAAUGGACGCGGAGCUGUCAAUCCCAAAGGGCUACAAUACUACAAUAACCUCAUUGACGAGCUAGUGAAUCAUGGAAUUCAAGUCCACAUCACACUCCACCACCUAGAUCUCCCCCAGAUUCUUGAAGACGAGUAUGGUGGAUGGUUAAGCCCCAGAAUCAUCGAAGAUUUCACAGCAUAUGCAGAUGUUUGCUUCAGGGAGUUUGGAGAUAGGGUUGUAUCUUGGACGACGGUGAAUGAGCCAAACAUUGGCAUAUUGGCCUCUUAUGAUGUUGCUACAUUCCCUCCUGGCCGUUGCUCGGAUCCAUUUGGAGCAACAAAGUGCACCGCUGGGGACUCUACCGUGGAACCAUACAUAGCAGCUCAUAAUACCCUUAUGGCUCAUGCAUCUGCUGUCAGUCUGUAUAGAAAAAAAUAUCAAGCCAUGCAAAAAGGAGUUAUUGGUAUAAGUGUGUACUCUUUCUGGAGUUACCCAUUGACAAAUUCCAUUGUGGAUUUAGCUGCAACUCGGAGAUGUAAAGAUUUCUUCUUUGGCUGGAUACUAGAUCCAUUGGUGUUUGGGGACUACCCAGAAGUAAUGAAGAAGAUUGUUGGCUCUCGCCUUCCAUCCUUCACGGAAGUUCAGUCUGAACUUAUCAAGGGUUCUUUAGAUUUUAUUGGAAUAAAUCACUACUACUCUCUCUACAUGAAUGAUCGCCCUCUAGCAACAGGCGUUCGAGACUACGGCGCAGACAUAUCAGUUAGUUUAAGGGGUUCUAGGACAGACCCACCAUCUGGUCAGGGUCCCCCAGCAGAUGUUCCAAGUGAUCCCAGAGGGCUGGAACUUCAACUGGAGUACCUGAAAGAAACCUACGGGAGCCUUCCGGUCUAUGUCCAAGAGAACGGCAAGUCCGGUGACAGCCUAGAUGACGCCGACAGGGUCGGUUUCCUGGGCAGCUACAUGGAAAGCACACUUAACGCGAUGAGGAAGGGAGCCAACGUGCGAGGCUACUUCGCGUGGGCAUUCGUGGACCUGUUCGAGCUCCUUGCCGGGUACCAGUCGAGGUACGGGCUGUACCGCGUGGACUUCGCCGACGAGAGGCGGCCGCGGCAGGCCAGGCUCUCGGCUCGCUGGUACUCCAGCUUCCUCAAGCGCAACGGAACCACUGCACUCGUUUCUAGGACGGCGGGGAACCAGGAGCUGAGCCUGAGCGCCGUGUCCUGA
Messenger RNA from Triticum dicoccoides, 1539 nucleotides. RefSeq names its product beta-glucosidase 2-like. The record is from RefSeq and is a predicted model, not a curated record. The transcript has 14 exons. Lineage: Eukaryota; Viridiplantae; Streptophyta; Magnoliopsida; Poales; Poaceae. The coding region runs from base 1 to 1539 and encodes 512 amino acids. Gene Ontology annotation, biological process: carbohydrate metabolic process. Gene Ontology annotation, molecular function: beta-glucosidase activity.